Messenger RNA from Centruroides sculpturatus (bark scorpion), 3850 nucleotides. It is a transcript of the gene Rcd1, whose product is annotated as KAT8 regulatory NSL complex subunit 3-like. The transcript is spliced from 13 exons. Bases 195 to 3533 code for a protein of 1112 amino acids. Gene Ontology annotation, biological process: positive regulation of transcription by RNA polymerase II. Gene Ontology annotation, cellular component: NSL complex. The record is from RefSeq and is a predicted model, not a curated record. Lineage: Eukaryota; Metazoa; Arthropoda; Arachnida; Scorpiones; Buthidae.
UUAUUUUUCACUUAAAAUGGCAACGAUAGGGGAAUUUUAAGUAUGGCGUAGGGACUUAGGCUUUGGUUUUGUUGGGCUUAAUUACUGCGUAAAUAAGUUUAAGUAAGAUUUUAGAAGUGAAUAUUUCAAAUAUAUGAUCGGAAACUAAUCGUGAUUGCAAUAAAGGACUUUAAAUUGAAGGAAGAAGUCGAAUAAUGUCCUACGCUUCACGAUUUGUUUCUUUUGUGGCUAAUUCCUAUCCGAAACAACAAUAUAAAAAGAUUCCUGAAUAUGGAAGCGAUAGAAAAACUUCAAUUUCUCAGCAGUUGGGACAGCAUUCUCAGUCCAGUCAACAUGAGUCAUCUAAGUCCAAUCCAACUGAACAGUUUUUGCAUCAGUUAUCUGGCCAGGAAAAAGAUCCUGAUAUUGUAAUGUUAGAUCAUUGUUAUGCAAAACCAUGGAAUGCUCAUCCUGAUGCAAGUCAUGCAAAACCUGCUCGUAUGCUAUUUAUGAAGGGAAUACCUCGCUAUCAAGUGGAACAAUUGAAUGAUCAAGAUACAACAGUUGGUAUUGAUGCUAUUCCUAUUAAACAUAUUCCACCGUAUGAUACAACAAAAAAUCGGAAUCUCAUGAAUGAAUGUGAACGACACAUUAGUUUUAUUCGUUCAGACGAUACAUCAGACGAUUGGGAAGAAAGGAUUAAAAGGAAUGGAUGGACUACUUCACAAAAUCGUCUUUUCAACAAAAUAGUGAAAAUUCUUCAUGCUGAUAGAUUAGCAAGACUUGCAUAUGAAAGUAAUCAGCAUGAACCAGUUUUACGUAGAAUAGCAGUUGAUAAAACUGCAAGACGUAUGAGGCAUGUGUUUUCAUCUUUUAACUGGGAUAUGAAACUCUUACAGUGGUUACAUCAAAUAUUUUUAGAAAACCUAAGCUUUUCAUAUUUAACAGCUUAUCUUGAUGUAUUGCAGACAUUAAAGUCAAAGAUCCCUACUUUAAUUGAUAAAUUGCUGACAAUGCCACCAUCAAGUAAAGCAGGAAAUAAUGAAGCAUUAAAUUUACUACUUAAACGUCCAUGGGAUCCUGUAGCUUCACUUUUAAAUCAGCAUAAACCUAAAAAAUUGUCAUGUGCACCUUUACUAGUCCUUAUACCAAGUGGGCCAAGUCAACCAUCUGUCAGUCAUUCUAGACGCAUGAGAUUUUGGCAAACUCAGCUUUCUGCUUUGGGAAAAGUUGUACCAGUAACAUACCAUGCUGCAAAUGGAGGAAGUGGAAUGUCUGUUAAUCAAUGUCUAGAACAUAUCAUAGGUGCUGUUCGCACUAAAAUUCUUGAGCUGAAGAGUCAUUUUCCAAAUCGACCAAUUGUAUUAAUAGGCUGGACAAUUGGAGCUUUAAUAGCUUGCCAUGUUGCAUUAGUGGAAAGUGUUACUGCUGUAGUUUGUCUUGGAUUUCCAUUAACUGGAAUUAAUGGUCCUCGUGGUGAUUUAGACGAUCCUUUAUUAGAUAGUACAACGCCUUCCUUAUUUGUAAUUGGUCAAAAUUCAAAUAUGUGUAUGAUAGAUGAUAUUGAAGAUUUUCGAGAGCAUAUGAGAGCAGAAAGUGGAUUGGUUGUGGUAGGAGGUGCUGAUGAUGCAUUAAGAAUAUCACAAAUAAAAAAGAAAUUAGAAGGAAUUACACAAGUUAUGGUGGAUAGAUGUUUACUGGAUGAAAUUGGUGAUUACUUAGAAUCAGUAUUAACACAGCCACCAUCCACUCCUGUUUCAUUUUCACCUCAUUCAAGAAAAUCAAAUAAUGCUUUGGAAAAUGAAACCAAAAAGAAGAAAAGAAAAUCAUCUAAAGACAUAGAAAUGGCUGAUUUAUCCCCGGUUUCUAAACGGAAACCAAGAAUUUCUAGUGGAAGACAGAGUACAACAUGUAAUGUUCUGCCAAAAGGAUGCAGUUCAUCAUCAUCAAGUUCAACAGAUUCAUCUAGCACUGGGUCCAGCGCCAGUGAUACUACCACCACCACCAAUAAUAGGACAUCGUCAGAGACAGUAAAGAAAAACACUGGUCGAAAAAUAACAAAGACAUCGGAAGAAAGUAUUCACAAGCACAAAAUAACUCCAAAUGCAGAUUUUAUAGGAAAUGAAUUUACUAAAAAACAUACUCAACAUUCUGUUCCUAUAAGUUGUAAAAAUGCAAAAGAGGAAAAAGAAAUAUCUUUCUUCAAGAACUCGCCAUCUGUUAAUCCAUCGGCUAAAAUGUCUGGUGGUUUAUCAUUAAAUAUAGGUUCCAUUUCUAGUCUUGGUCAGUUUCGACAGGUACAAGCAUUAGCAACUUCUGGACAAAUUUGUUUAAGCAAUAUGAUUCCCGAUUUAGGAUGCAUACCAUUAGAUAAUUCACUCAAAGAUGGCAAGUUUUCUAUUCCCUGCAAUGUGACUAAUUUUACUGCAUCCUCUUCACUUUCAAGUAAUUCACAAAUGUUUAAUAGCCCUAGACAUCCUGGUACAGUUACUUUAACUCCUGUAACAAAUGUUGGAAGAAAAUCAAAUUCUAAACAGGCGACAACUCUCAUUUUUCCUAGUUCGUCAACUGUUAGUUCGGUUGUUCUUCCUACAGUCACUUCUCAUUCUGCAACAUCCACAACAGUCCAUGUAGUUGAUGACAAAUCAGACAUACUAUCAAAAAUUGAUAUGCUCUCCAAAGAUAUAUCUUUUGUAGAACCUGAUAAAGAACAAGUAGAAGCAAUUCAAAAGUUGCAAUAUCAUGAUUUUCCACUUACUACAACUUGCAUUAUAAAGAAUUCUGGUGCAUCACCUGUAGUUACCCAGGCAAAAAUUCUCACAAGUGGUAAUUUAAAUUUAUCCAAGUUGCACAGCAUUAUGCAAACAAAUUUGCCUUGUAAAAAUAUUGGAAAUCAACAGUCGACUCCCUCUUUAUCAGACAUACAUAUAGCUUCAUCUCUGCCUUCGUCUUCAACUGUUUUAUUAUCAGCUACCGAUUUAGAACCCACAACAUUUGUGAUAUCUGGUGAUUCAAAAUCUAGGAAAAAUUUUCAGUUUCAAGGUAUGAUUCUGAAAGGGACCGCAUUAACAACUACAAAGGUAUCAACGGCAUCAAAAAUAGAAAAUCUUAUGAAGAAUGAAACCGAUUUGAUUACAUCUAUAAGUCAUACAUCAAAUUUACUGGAGAAUAAUGAAAGUCAGAUGUCUGGUAUGGAAAAGGAGGAAAUUUACCAGGAUCCAGAAAGUAAAAGUUUGGUCGAAGAAUAUUUAUUUAUAAAAGAACAAAAUGACGAUCAGAAAAUGGACGAAUCUUCGGCAAUUUAUGCCAGUAAAAAAGUAAACGAAAGAGUAUCAGAAAUAAGUUCCAAAAGUAAUUUGUGUGACAGUAUGCUUGAAGAAAAUGAUAUGAAAGAUGACAUAGUGAUACAACAGCACAAUAUUAUUAAUAAUACUCUGUUAGCUAGUACAGUAGAUAAGUUUUCUAUUUCAAAGUGUAAAAUGAAUGUGUUAAACACAUCACAAAGGGUUCAAGAAGUUGAAAUCAAUGAAAAUAUUAAAGACAAUAUAAAUUAGAUUUUAUUGCCAAAAAGACUACACAUAAAAUCCAAUAAAUGGACCAUCAGAUAUUUCUAGUCAUCCAUCUGAAUUGCAUUUAAUGAUUAUAUUGCACAUAAAUAAUGACUUUGUAUCCAGAAGAAAAUUCUAUGUACAAGAAAAUUAUUUUCUGAGUUAUUUCAAACAUUUCGGUUGUUCAUACAAAUUUUAUUCAAGUAUAUAUCAUUACUGUUCAUUAGUUUGAUGUAUUUUGUGUUUCAUCAUAUUUACAAAACAAAAGACUCCAUAAUUGCAAAAAAAAAAAAAAAAUAAUAAUAUAUAUCAUAUGUUAGUGU